Tarenaya hassleriana is the source of this 1144-nucleotide messenger RNA. RefSeq names its product DNA-3-methyladenine glycosylase. Gene Ontology annotation, molecular function: DNA binding; alkylbase DNA N-glycosylase activity. The record is from RefSeq and is a predicted model, not a curated record. Gene Ontology annotation, biological process: base-excision repair. The transcript has 6 exons. The coding region runs from base 137 to 910 and encodes 257 amino acids. Lineage: Eukaryota; Viridiplantae; Streptophyta; Magnoliopsida; Brassicales; Cleomaceae.
CCCUAAAUGUGAAUUGCCCACUGUCUCCUUGCCCGCCAAAUCGAUGAAGAUGUCAACAAGACAAUAAUAAAGGUGAAGACUUUGAUUUCAUUCUUCAUGCUCUUCUGAGACAAAAAUCUGCUUCUCCUGUUCCGACAUGAAACCACAGACUCGACGACCGACGCGGGAUGCGGGUCAAAAAUCCAGUGGCACUCGCCGAGUGACCGCACCAGUACGGGAGAACGAUUCUAAGACUCGGGCGAUCCGGAUCAAACCGGAAUCUUCGCCGGCCGGGAUCGAACCUCGGAUCCUGUCGGUUCCAAUCUCUGCGGAGAUGAAGCUGAUGAGCAAGGAUUUCUUCCAGGUAGAUGCCCUGGAUCUCGCGCCGCGUUUGCUCGGGAAAUUCCUGAGGAGAGACAAUGUUGUGCUGCGGAUUACAGAGGUAGAAGCUUAUAGAACAAAUGAUUCAGCUUGCCAUGGUCGAUUUGGGGUUACAACACGAACUGCACCCAUCUUUGGGCCAGGGGGGCAUGCAUAUGUUUAUCUUUGUUAUGGUCUCCAUAUGAUGCUGAAUAUUGUGGCUGAUAAGGAAGGAGUUGGAGCAGCUGUUUUGAUACGAGCUUGUUCUCCGGUUAACGGAUUGGAGACAAUACAGGGGCGUCGUGGUCAGAAAACUGACAAGCCUGUUCUUCUUACAGGACCAGGAAAGGUCGGGCAAGCUCUUGGACUCUCACCAGAUUGGUCUCACCACCCUCUGUAUACUCCCGGGGGGUUGGAGAUUUGCGAUGGACCAGAGGUAGAGAAAAUAAUGGUCGGACCGCGAGUAGGGAUAGAUUAUGCAUUACCCGAGCAUGUUAACGCCUUAUGGAGAUUCGCUGUCGCGGGUUCGCCUUGGAUAAGUGCUCCUAAGAAGACUCUUAGGUCUCUCUAGCUUCUUCUUUUUUUGGGCCAAAAACUCUCUUUUCAGUUUUCGGCUCCAUCAAAUGUACAUGGGGAAGAAUGGAUGAUGGUAGGGUUCAGUUCUUGAAUCAUACAUACAGAAUCUUGUUUCAAGUUCUUGAAUGCAAAGGACUUGAGUUCGGUUCCAUGAAAAGUGUUUGUAAUAAGCUUUGAUGGCAAUCUCUCUUUUGCAUACAGAUAUGGAUUCUUACCAAAAAAAAAAAAA